This is a messenger RNA of Trichosporon asahii var. asahii CBS 2479, 1014 nucleotides long. RefSeq lists its product as uncharacterized. The transcript is spliced from 7 exons. Bases 1 to 1014 code for a protein of 337 amino acids. The record is from RefSeq and is a predicted model, not a curated record. NCBI's taxonomy places the organism in Eukaryota, Fungi, Basidiomycota, Tremellomycetes, Trichosporonales, Trichosporonaceae.
AUGGCGCCUUCCCUCGUUGACCUGGACGUGUUUCUCGCCGAUCCGACGUCUCCUGCUGCCCUCGAUGAGGCCCGGAAAGCCGCCGAAUCCCUGAUCCUCACUGGCGCUCUCGUCGUCCGUGACUCGCGCGCGCCCGCCGAAGCCAAUGACAGAUUCCUCGACUUGUUCGAGGACUACUUCGCUCUGCCAGAUGAGCAGCUGAGGAAAGACGAGCGCCCAGAACUCGGGUACCAGGUCGGUGUCACGCUGGAGAACACGGAGAAGCCGAAGUGCAGCCGCGACGACGAGUGCCAGGCCGUCAUUGCGGGACUGGAGCCUUCAGAACGUCCGCUCGACAUGAGCGGAGACCAUGCCGAUCCCAAGUGCCGGUUCCCGUACUCUACUGCGCCGAAUGUAGUGCCAGAGGCGCUCAAGGAGACUUGGGAGGGAAGGGUUGAUGAGUGGGGAGGUUUCCUCAAGCAGGCGUGUCGCCCGGAUGGUGGCUGUUGGCCUCGGACUGGAAGAGACGGCGUUCACCGACGCAGGUCGUUACGGGUAAGCAAGCUACCGCCUUCGGCUGAGCUGACAGGAAGAUCUCAUCUGCUCGCACCAACAGCGACUGAUUUGGGGAAGUACGGCCAUCUCAACACGUUCGUACCUCCAGCAAGAUCUCGAGCUGACAACAGCAUCUAUGCUGGCUUCCACACUGACCUGAACUUCCUGACUAUUCACGGACAGUCGAGGUACCCGGGACGGCAGCGUAUUCCUGCGAAGGUCCCCGAGGGCUGUCUGCUGGUACAGGCUGGCAAGCAGCUCGAGUGGCUCAGCGGCGGUUUGAUCAAGGUAAUCUGCAAUGAGGCUACACUUGCGUACCCAGAGCGACCACUGAUCCGUAUCUCCUCAACAUUCUUCUGGCACCUGACGCCGGACUACCAUCUCGCUGCUUUGCCAGAGCUUCGCAAGCGCGCCGAGGAUCGCUUUGGCGCUCAGAAGUCGUACGGCGAGAUGCUCGUUGGCGACCAAGUACGACAGUGA